AACAGCCAUAAGGCCAUGUUGGAUCAGUGUAUCUGGGUCUUAGGUUCUCUGAUCCAGCGGAACCGUGCAUUUGGGGUGGGAUCUGUGCUGGACUACAGUGUGGAGGAGGAUCUGACAACAGAGGAGGCAGAGAGGAAGGAAAUGGACUCCUGUACCUCCGCAUCUGAGAAGGAGAUGGGGGAUACCAGCCGGAGAGAGAAGAAAUACCGUGCGCAUCAGGGGUUUGGGGACCGCCGAGGCGGGGUCAUCAGUGCUCGUACCUACUUCUACGCAGAUGAAGCCAAGUGUGAUCAGCACGUGGACACGUUCCUGAAUUGUAUCAAGGCCUCAAGUGGCAGCUCAGAGGACAGCUUUUUGGCCAUUAAGCUGACCGCUUUGGGAAGGCCUCAGUUCCUGCUGCAGUUCUCAGAGGUGCUGCAGAAAUGGAGGAGGUUCUUUCACCAGAUGGCUGCAGAACAAGGCAAGGCUGGGCUGACUCUGGUGGAGACCAAACUGGAAGUGAAGAAGUUGCAGGAGACCCUAGCAAGCCUUGGGAUUGCAACCAAAGCAGAAAGCCAGCACUGGUUCACAGGCGAGAACCUGGGCGUGUCUGGCACCGUGGACCUGCUGGACUGGAACAGCCUGAUUGACAGCCGAACAAAGCUCUCCAAACUGUUGCUCAUCCCAAACAUGAAGAGUGGCCAGCUGGAGCCUCUGCUCUCGCGCUUCACUGAAGAGGAGGACCUGCAGAUGAAGCGGAUGCUACAAAGGAUGGACAUCCUAGCCAAGAGAGCCCUGGAACUAGAAGUGAGGCUGAUGGUGGACGCUGAGCAGACCUACUUCCAGCCAGCAAUCAGCCGGCUCACCCUGGAGAUGCAGCGCAAGUUCAACACGGAGAAGGCUGUCAUAUUUAACACCUUCCAGUGCUACUUGAAGGAGGCGUAUGACAAUGUGACGAUAGAUGUGGAGCUCUCUCGCCGGGAGGGCUGGCACUUCGGGGCCAAGCUGGUCCGAGGCGCGUACAUGGAACAAGAGCGGGUUCGAGCAGCCCAGGUGGGCUAUGAGGAUCCCAUCAAUCCUUCAUAUGAGGCGACCAGUGAGAUGUAUCACAGGUGCCUGGACUACAUCCUUGAGGAACUCAGAUACAGCCAGGAAGCCAAAGUGAUGGUGGCAUCGCACAACGAGGACACAGUGAAGUUCACCCUUCGCAGAAUGGCAGAGCUGGGCAUUCAUCCCUCUGAGAACAAGGUGUACUUCGGGCAGUUGCUGGGCAUGUGCGACCAGAUUACCUUCCCUCUCGGGCAAGCAGGUUAUCCUGUCUGCAAGUAUGUUCCCUACGGCCCUGUGAAUGAGGUGCUGCCCUACCUGGCCAGAAGGGUCCAAGAAAACAGGGGCUUCAUGAAGAGAGCCAAGCAGGAACGGAACCUCCUCUGGAAAGAGUUCAAGAGAAGAGCGAUCACCGGCAGCCUCUUCUGCUAUCCAAGCCACUAAACUGCCCUGCCAAUGGGGGGGAUAUAGAACUUCUGUGAGGCUGCAGCACAUGUUCCAGAUCAGCAGACCUGGUGGCUUUUAAUGGAACUGCUGCUGUUUUCUCAGUUAAUCUUUUCCACCAACCUCCGUCCUCCAUGCAGAGGCUUUUUCCCUUGACAAAGACAUUGUCUUGUGCAUUCCUGUCUGACCCACACCAGUAAACCUCCAGUAAACACCUCUGCCUGCAUGCCCAUG
Molecule: messenger RNA, 1704 nt
Organism: Pelodiscus sinensis (Chinese soft-shelled turtle)
Lineage: Eukaryota; Metazoa; Chordata; Testudines; Trionychidae
Source: RefSeq, a predicted model, not a curated record